UAAUGAAUAGUAUUUAAAAAUUUAUAUAAAAUCAUUAAAUUUUUUUAAGGUUUAAAAUUAUUAGAGAAUAAAGAAGCAUAUAUAAAACAGCUCUGCGUUAUGAUCUCUCCACAGCUAGCCUUCUUCCAAAGCAUGAAGCAGCUCAGCUUCUCCUGCGCAUCCUCUGCUUCGGCAGAAGUAUGCACAGUCCUGAGACAACGCUCGGCAGUAGGGUCAAUCGAUCGAGGACCGGAGCCUGCUCCGCUUCAUUUGAAAUCUGGAGCUGUCUCCGGAGCAACAGCGUCUUCUUCUGCUACUUGCCAAGAACAAGUCGUGCAUUUGAGGGUGUCUUUGCACUGCAAGGCUUGUGAAAGGGAGAUCAGGAAGCACAUCUACAAGAUGGAAGGGGUGACUUCAUUUGAGGUGGAUUUGGCGAAAAAGAAAGUGACUGUGGUCGGAAAACUCACACCCCUCCAAGUUCUACGCAAUAUCUCAAAGGUCAAAAAUGCUCAAUUUUGGCCUUCACAUCCACUCGCACCACUUGAAUCUAGUUAA
Molecule: messenger RNA, 534 nt
Organism: Zingiber officinale
Lineage: Eukaryota; Viridiplantae; Streptophyta; Magnoliopsida; Zingiberales; Zingiberaceae
Product: protein SODIUM POTASSIUM ROOT DEFECTIVE 2-like
Exons: 3
Coding region: 100-534 (144 amino acids)
Molecular function (GO): metal ion binding
Source: RefSeq, a predicted model, not a curated record